Messenger RNA from Babjeviella inositovora NRRL Y-12698, 546 nucleotides. RefSeq lists its product as uncharacterized. NCBI's taxonomy places the organism in Eukaryota, Fungi, Ascomycota, Pichiomycetes, Serinales. The coding region runs from base 98 to 379 and encodes 93 amino acids. The transcript has a single exon. The record is from RefSeq and is a predicted model, not a curated record.
UUAAUGUUGAUGAUCUUGAAUUGAUGUCUUCAAAGCAGUGUGCAGUAGCCUAGAGGUAUUGUUGCUCGAGUGAUGGAAAUAUCGAACGGUUUUAAAAAUGUUUCAAGAACAAAGGAAUGAAUCAUCGUCCAAAGCACACUUCGUUUGUCACUGCCGAGUCUCAUUUUGGCUAAUUUUUGGGAUGGCCAAACUUAGACAAUCAUCUGUAAACCUCUUAUGCUUCUGCAAGCCUACUGCCUCCUGGACGCCAACCCCAUACGGCAUGCCCACGCUACAGUUUUUGGUAGUGCAUGCUCAGCACUGUGCGGCUGUGACCUCAAUCCCCAAAAAUUUAUGCUCCGCUAUAUCGGCGCCUGAAAAAUCACAACCCACGCUGUAGACAGUUCAGGACCCACAAACCAUCAUAUAUAAACCACUUAGUCAUCACACCUACCCCCUACAUCACAUGUCUUUUUUCAUAAACCAGAACAACCUCUCCCAGUUGGAAGUGAACCAGGAUAAGAUCAAGCUUGCGGAGAUACAGUUUGAGGCCAUGUCUCAGACCUU